Messenger RNA from Panicum virgatum (switchgrass), 1527 nucleotides. RefSeq lists its product as uncharacterized. The transcript has a single exon. Bases 19 to 1281 code for a protein of 420 amino acids. Gene Ontology annotation, molecular function: protein binding. Lineage: Eukaryota; Viridiplantae; Streptophyta; Magnoliopsida; Poales; Poaceae. The record is from RefSeq and is a predicted model, not a curated record.
CCCCCGUCCUCGCGUGUGAUGAUGUCAUCUUCCGUGGCCUCCCAGCAACCCCCGCGGCGGCGGCGGCGGUUGCCGCCGACGGCGCAACCCCAAUCCCCCACCGUCACCACCAUUCACGCCCUCGGCGACGACCUCCUCCUCGACAUCUUCCUCCGCCUCCCCUCGCUCCCAAGCCUCGUCCGCGCCGCGCUCGCCUGCCGCUCCUUCCUCGCCGCCGUCCGCUCCUCCCCGGCCUUCCGCCGCCGCUUCCGCGCGCUCCACCCGCCCCCUCUCGUCGGGUUCUUCUUCGAAACCGUCGGCCGCGACCUCCCCUCCUUCUCGCCCGUCCGCCGCCGCUCCGACCCGGAUCUCGCCGCGGCCGUCCGCGGCGCCGACGUCUUCCUCACCCGCCUGCCCUACCACGAAGACGCCUACCCGGGGUGGGACAUCAAGGACUGCCACGGCGGAUGCCUCCUCCUCCUCAACAGAGAGACCGCGCAGAUCGCCGCCUACAACCCCCUCACGCGGGCCCUGCAUCUCCUCCCCACUCCGCCCAACGAGAUCUCCAAAGGUCGCCGCGGCAAGUUCGAACGCCUGAAUUUCUUCCUCUUGUUAUCCGAAGAGAACCCUGGCUCGUUCCGGGUGAUCACCUUAUGCCACGACAAGUCGCGGGUGCGCGCGGUCGUCUACUCGUCGGGUGCUAGGGAGUGGCGAAUUCUCCCCUGGUCGGAGGCCGCGCCGGCACAGCCGUCAGGCAAGAAGCGCUGGCUUCUCUCGGGCACGCGGGCAAAUGGGAACCUGUACUGGGCGCACAGGAAAGAGGACUACAUGCUAGUGCUGGACACCACAGCGCUACAAUUCUCCUUCAUUGAUCUGCCGGUUUUCUUGAAGGGGCAAGGCCCCAUCUACGCCAUUGGAGAGACCAAGGAUGGGAAGCUGUGCAUGGUCUUCAUAAUGGAAUUCAUGCUGUUCAUUUCGUUCUGGAGAGUAGAUACUGAUGGUGUUGAGAGGUGGAUAAUUGAUGAUGGGUUCUCGCUGGAGGAAGAGAUUCUUCAGGCUACCGAGGGCACACGGAAUGAUGAUGAUAAGCUCAUACUUUUAGUGUAUUCAGUUAUGGACGGCAUUGUUUAUCUGUCGCCUUUCCUUUGUCGAGGUAAUCCCAAUUUACCUUGUUGGUUCUUAUCAUUCUGCCUGGAGACAAGGAAACUGGAGAAGUUAUUUCAUAGGACAUCUGACAACAAUCUAUUUCCCUACAUCAUGGCAUGGCCUCCUUCUUUGGUAGGCACUGAUGUGAGCCCUUGAUCCUAGAGGAGGUGCUUUAUAAACUGUGGAAUUGGGUAUAAUAAACAUAGGAGGAAGGUGGAAAGUAGAACUGGUACACCUAUAUAUUGUCCUAUUAUCUUAGGUUAUCGGCCAUUGUUUUUGCUUUAUCUAUAUUGAUGCAGUCCUGUUUGAAUUUUUGAAUAAUAUAAGUAUACCAAGGUAUAUUUUAGAAGUGGUUGUUCAUUCAUGUCUUUGAAUAUAUCAGUUAUGCAAAUUUACUCUGCA